Saimiri boliviensis boliviensis (Bolivian squirrel monkey) is the source of this 1226-nucleotide messenger RNA. It is a transcript of the gene MAP1LC3C, whose product is annotated as microtubule associated protein 1 light chain 3 gamma. NCBI's taxonomy places the organism in Eukaryota, Metazoa, Chordata, Mammalia, Primates, Cebidae. Gene Ontology annotation, biological process: autophagy. The record is from RefSeq and is a predicted model, not a curated record.
AGUUUGGAAGCAGCUGGAGGAAUGAAUUAGGUUCCUGGUUGCAGUACUUUUUUUCUUCUUUUCUUUUCUUUUUUAAAACAGACACAGCUGUUGAGUGAAAUGCCGCCUCCACAGAAAAUCCCAAGCGUCAGACCUUUCAAGCAGAGGAAAAGCUUGGCAAUCAGACAAGAGGAAGUUGCUGGAAUCCGGGCAAAGUUCCCAAACAAGAUCCCGGUGAUAGUGGAGCGCUACCCCAGGGAGAAGUUCCUGCCCCUGCUGGACAAAACCAAGUUUCUGGUCCCACAGGAGCUGACCAUGACCCAGUUCCUCAGCAUCAUCCGGAGCCGCAUGGUCCUGAGAGACACGGAAGCCUUUUACUUGCUGGUGAACAACAAAAGCCUGGUCAGCAUGAGUGCAACCAUGGCAGAGAUCUACAGGGACUACAAGGAUGAAGACGGCUUCGUGUACAUGACCUACGCCUCCCAGGAGACGUUUGGCUGCCUGGAGUCAGCAGCCCCCGGGGAUGGGAGCAGCCUUGAGGACAGACCCUGCAAUCCUCUCUAGCCCAUGUGGGGAAGAACAGGUGCUCUGACAGACGCAUCCGACGCUGGCAGAAGGGACUGGUUUUCCCCUGUGUGUGUGUGGAGGUGUCUGAGAAGCAGAGAUGCCGGGAGUGAUCAGGUCCAGCCAGCGGCCGCAGAGUGGCAGCUCGCCCUCGUUUAGUUUUUGUGCUCCAUGCUCUUGUGUUCUUCUAAGAAAAACGUGAGCUGCUCUUGAAAGUUUUGUAAUUAUAACUUUUUUUUUUUUUUUUUUUUUUUGAGACAGGUUCUUGCUCUCUUGCCUAGGCUGGAGUGCAGUGGCACGAUCUUGGCUCACCACAGCCUCCGCCUCCUGGGUUCAAGGGAUUCCCCUGCCUCAGCCUCCUGAGUAGCUGGGAUAACAAGUGUGUGCCACCACCCCAGGCCAAUUUUUGUAUUUUUAGUAGAGACGAGGUUUCACUGCGUUGGCCAGGCUGGUCUCAAACUCCUGCCCUCAGGUGAUCCACCCACCUCAGCCUCCCAAAGUGCUGGGAUUACAGGUGUGAGCCACCGCAUCCAGCCAUAGAACUCUAUCUUGAAUAAGAAAUGGUUGGCUUGUGUGAUGGCUUUGUAUGAUGAGCUGGAGAUAAUAUUUUUCAAGUGUCUUCUGAGGUAUAUGUGGGAGGGCCAUUGGGGAGUGGAUUUCACUCCCUGCAUGUAGGCAGGGGU